Molecule: messenger RNA, 6855 nt
Organism: Sciurus carolinensis (gray squirrel)
Lineage: Eukaryota; Metazoa; Chordata; Mammalia; Rodentia; Sciuridae
Gene: Lrp12
Product: LDL receptor related protein 12
Exons: 7
Coding region: 347-2926 (859 amino acids)
Biological process (GO): cilium assembly
Cellular component (GO): microtubule; cilium
Molecular function (GO): microtubule binding
Source: RefSeq, a predicted model, not a curated record
GCGGUGCCGACUCGCGCUCCGUCUGGCGGGAGGCGGCGCCCGCUUCCCUGUGCGGCUCGAGGCCCGAGCCCGGUGUUCGCCGCCCCCUCGCUUCGCGCCAGUGCGCGCGCUGCCUGCCCCUGCCCGGGGGAAGGCUGCUUCUCGUGGGUUCUCGCUCCGCCCGGGGUGCGAGCGGGCGCGCGGCUGAGGGAGGGAGCGCGCGCGGGCGGCGACAGCCCCUCCCCUCCCCCUCCCGCCGCCGCGGAGAGCGCAGGGAGCAGCCCGGGGCUCGGCGGCGGCAGCGGCGUCUGGCCCCAGCUCCUCCUCCUCCUCCUCCAUCUCCUCGCUCCCUCCAUCUGCCGUGGUUAUGGCCCGUCGCUGGAGCACAAAAGAGUCUCCGCGGUGGAGGUCUGCGUUGGUCUUGCUGUUCCUCGCUGGGGUGUACGGAAAUGGUGCUCUUGCAGAACAUUCUGAAAAUGUGCAUAUUUCAGGAGUGUCAACUGCUUGUGGAGAGACUCCAGAACAAAUUCGAGCACCAAGUGGUAUAAUCACAAGUCCGGGCUGGCCUUCUGAGUAUCCUGCCAAAAUCAACUGUAGCUGGCUCAUAAGGGCAAACCCAGGGGAAAUCAUUACCAUAAGUUUUCAGGAUUUUGAUAUUCAGGGGUCCAGAAGAUGCAGUUUGGACUGGUUGACAAUAGAAACAUACAAAAAUAUUGAAAGUUACAGAGCUUGUGGUUCCACAAUUCCACCUCCAUAUAUUUCUUCACAGGACCACGUCUGGAUCAGGUUCCAUUCAGAUGACAGUAUCUCUAGAAAAGGUUUCAGACUGGCAUAUUUUUCAGGAAAAUCUGAGGAGCCAAACUGUGCUUGUGAUCAGUUUCGUUGUGGUAAUGGAAAGUGUAUACCAGAAGCCUGGAAAUGUAAUAACAUGGAUGAAUGUGGAGAUGGUUCUGAUGAAGAGAUCUGUACCAAAGAAGCUAAUCCCCCAACAGCUGCUUCCUUUCAACCCUGUGCUUACAACCAGUUCCAGUGUCUUUCCCGUUUUACCAAAGUUUAUACUUGCCUCCCUGAGUCUUUAAAAUGUGAUGGGAACAUUGACUGCCUUGACCUGGGAGAUGAGAUCGACUGUGAGGUGCCAACCUGUGGGCAGUGGUUAAAAUAUUUUUAUGGCACUUUUAAUUCUCCCAAUUAUCCAGACUUUUAUCCUCCUGGAAGCAAUUGCACCUGGUUAAUAGACACUGGUGAUCAUCGUAAAGUCAUUUUACGCUUUACUGACUUUAAACUUGAUGGUACUGGUUAUGGUGAUUAUGUCAAAAUAUAUGAUGGAUUAGAGGAGAAUCCACACAAACUUUUACGUGUGUUAACUGCUUUUGAUUCUCAUGCACCUCUGACAGUUGUUUCUUCUUCUGGACAGAUAAGGGUACAUUUUUGUGCUGAUAAAGUAAAUGCUGCCAGGGGAUUUAAUGCUACUUAUCAAGUAGAUGGCUUCUGUUUGCCAUGGGAAAUACCCUGUGGAGGUAACUGGGGGUGUUACACUGAGCAGCAGCGAUGUGAUGGGUAUUGGCAUUGCCCAAAUGGAAGGGAUGAAAUCAAUUGUACCAUGUGCCAGAAGGAAGAAUUUCCAUGUUCCCGAAAUGGUGUCUGUUAUCCUCGUUCUGAUCGCUGCAACUACCAAAACCAUUGCCCAAAUGGUUCAGAUGAAAAAAACUGCUUUUUUUGCCAACCAGGAAAUUUUCAUUGUAAAAACAAUCGCUGUGUGUUUGAAAGCUGGGUAUGUGAUUCUCAAGAUGACUGUGGUGAUGGCAGCGAUGAGGAGAACUGCCCUGUAAUUGUGCCUACCAGAGUCAUAACUGCAGCCGUCAUAGGGAGCCUUAUCUGUGGCCUGUUACUCGUCAUCGCGUUGGGAUGUACUUGUAAACUGUAUUCUCUGAGAAUGUUUGAACGAAGAUCAUUCGAAACCCAGUUGUCAAGAGUGGAAGCAGAAUUGUUAAGAAGAGAAGCUCCUCCCUCUUAUGGACAGUUGAUUGCUCAGGGGCUAAUUCCACCAGUGGAAGAUUUUCCUGUUUGUUCACCUAAUCAGGCUUCUGUUUUGGAAAACCUGAGGCUCGCUGUAAGAUCUCAACUUGGAUUUACUUCAAUCAGGCUUCCUAUGGCAGGCAGAUCCAGCAACAUUUGGAAUCGUAUUUUUAAUUUUGCAAGAUCACGUCAUUCAGGGUCUUUGGCUUUGGUUUCAGCGGAUGGAGAUGAGGUUGUCCCUAGUCAGAGUAACAGUAGAGAACCUGAAAGAAACCAUACUCACAGAAGUUUGUUUUCCGUGGAGUCUGAUGACACAGACACAGAAAAUGAGAGAAGAGAUACAGCAGGAGCAUCUGGUGGGGUUGCAGCGCCUUUGCCCCAAAAAGUUCCUCCCACAACAGCAGUAGAAGCAACAGUGGGAGCAGGUGGAAGUUCUUCAACUCAGAACACCCGAGCUGGUCAUACAGAUAAUGGAAGGGAUGUGACAAGUGUCGAACCCCCAAGUGUAAGUCCAGCACGUCACCAGCUUACAAGUGCAUUAAGUCGUAUGACUCAGGGGUUACGUUGGGUACGUUUUACAUUAGGGCGAUCAAGUUUCGUAAAUCAGAACCAAAGUCCUUUGAGACAACUUGAUAAUGGGGUAAGUGGAAGAGAAGAAGAUGAUGAUGUGGAAAUGCUAAUUCCAAUUUCUGAUGGAACUUCAGACAUUGAUGUCAAUGACUGCUCCAGACCUCUUCUUGAUCUUUCCUCAGAUCAAGGACAAGGGCUUAGACAACCAUACAGUGCAACAAACCCUGGAGUGAGGCCAAGUAAUCGAGAUGGCCCCUGUGAGCGCUGUGGUAUUGUCCACACUGCCCAGAUACCAGACACUUGCUUAGAAGCAACACUAAAGAAUGAAACGAGCGAUGAUGAGGCUUUGUUACUGUGUUAGGUACAGAUCACAUAAGGGAGAUUGUAUACAAGUUGGAGCAAUACCCAUUCAUUGUUUUGUAACUUUAAACUAGUUUUAGUUUAAAAAGAAAAAAAAAAAAAAAGAUGCAGGGUGAUUUCUUAUUAUUAUAUGUUAGCCUGCAUGGUUAAAUUAAACAACUUGUAACUCUAUGAACUUAGAGUUUACUAAUUUAGCAGCUAAAUUUGCAUUAUGUAUUCAUAUUGUUCAGUAAUGUUCUUCCAUUUGUUUCUAAUUGUUUUAUUCUGGUACUGUAGUUCAUAGUAGAAAUAUGACUGCUUAAACUCAUUUGUCAUUUUAUCUAUCCUGCGUUAAAAGGUUUGGUUGUACAAAAUAUACCUUCUUUUAAUUGAACCUUUUAUGCUGUUGCCAACACAUCUCAUAACUUAAUAUACUAGAUGUUAAGGUUGUAUGUACAAAAAGAAAACAAACCCUUACACUCACUAUUUUGUUUGUAUAACAUUUGUCUAUUAUUGGAGUUCAUCGUAAUAUAAAUUUGUCAAAGGGAAAAAAAUUUUCUCAAAAAUUAUCUCUUACGUUUAACAUACAGUGAUGUGAAAUUUGGUAGAAUUAGGUAAAUUAAUCACAAAACAAAACUCUUUUAUAGGUUUUCUAAUGUUGACUUUAAUACUCUAAUAUGGUACAAACCAAAUAUAAAAUUCCAAGUCAUUUCUGUUUUCAUAUCUAUUUAGGAACAGAAUUAAGCGGAUGAAGAUAUUCUACUAUGCAUUAAAUCUUGAACUUUAUAAAAUAUGUACAAAAAUUGUACAUGAUAAGUUCCAACUGGUAAUGUCUUUCCCUAAUAUAGGGUUAUGCUCGUGUUGGACCCUAGGGAUUUGCACUAAAAUCGUUUCAAGGUCUCAGAUGAGUUCAGUGCACAAGCACUAUCACUUUAAAUACUAUUAUUUGCUACCACAGUGACAAUAUAUUUCCAUAGCUUUUGGGGGUUGAGGGAACAUUUUUAUUACAACUUGAUAUUGCUUUGCCGGUUUCAUAUUUAUUUGUUGUAUUUAAAAACUGCAUUAUUGUAAGAGUGAUUUUUUUCAAUAUAUUUUAUUCACUGGGGGGUUAUGCUGUAAUCUUGAAGAAAAGCAAAUUAAGAAAUCAUUCAGAUUGCCCCCCUGUUUAAAGUAGAGUGAAUUGCAAAACUCCAUUUAUUUUUUUUAUUGUCAGUUCCUGUUUAUUUAUUCUUUAGCUGUCUGUUUUAGUAGCUUAAUGAUUGAGUAUGAAAAAUGUAUUUGUGUGUGAUUAUUGCUAUUUAUUAAAUUUUAAAUACUUUGCUGAAUGUCAUUUUAAAGCAUGUUUGAGGUCUUGUGUAUUUGUCGUGUUAUGCUGUCAGGAAGAACUGACUAAAAUGUUUUAAUAUGUAUCAGAAAUUAAAAUGAUUUUUUUUAUUGCCUUGAGGUACUUUUUAAAUCAAAUUUGCUGUUUAUUUUUGUUGAAUUUUGGUGCAUAUAUAGAUUCAGGUCAUAAAAUAUGCAAUACAUCUAGAAAAAAAUGAAAAAAUGAAAGGAAGUAUAUUCUACUUCACUGCUUUGUAGUAAAGUAGUACCUUACACCCAUACUGAAGGGUAGAAUUCCCUAAGGACCUGAAUAUCAUUGCCUUUAAGAAAACUGCCUCCUAAUUGUUUUACUUGUCUAAUAACACAAUCCAUUCUCUCUUCAUAUUAUUUUUUACAAUGUAUUUCAGAUUCCUAUAGAAUAUAUUCUAAUGGCAGAAUUUGGUUAGCAAAGUAAUCUGCUUUUAGAUUCUACCAACUGUCAUCUGUUAGGGUUUUGAUUUUAUUUUCUGACAUAUGUUUUAUUUUUUUUUAAUUGACUAAUACAUCUUCCUGAUUCAGAGAAUAACUACUGCUAGCACCUAUCUUUUAGUUCCCUUUCACAGAGACACAUAGCAAUACCAGAGUCUUAUAUAUUCCUCCAGAAAAAUGUAGUAUACCUACAGUGUAUAAAUGUAUUUAUAUGCAUAUGAAUGCCAUAUAUCAGUGCAAAUUUAUAAUGUACAUUUUUCUGCAACUUUUCUCAAGAGAUUUUUAUUUUUUUAAUUUAUUUUUUAUUGUUGUUGCUUGCAGUGCUGGGGAUUGAACCCAGGACCCCAUAUAUGCUGGCAAGUCCUCUACCACUGAGCCACAUUCACAUCUCUUAUUUUUAAAUCAGUGAUCUCUCCUGAAUUUAGGGCACUAUUUUGUUUUGUUUUGUUUUUUUCCAGGUGACUAGUUUUUCCAAACUACUUAUUAAAUAAUAAAUCUUUUCUUUACUAAUUUAAAGUGGAAAUUUAGUAAAUUUUCACAUUAUUUGUUAAUGUUCAUAGUUCUGUUCUCUCCAGUUGAUCUGCCUGUUUCUUUUUGUACCAAUAAUACAUUGUUUUAAUAACCAUCAUUUUAAAAUGUUUCAUAUAUUCUUACUUACUUUUACAUAUAGACUUUAGAAUCAAUUUCCUGAAUUCCAAAAAAAAAAAAAAAUUAUUUUGGAAGGGAGGGACCAAUUUUAAUUUUACAAGUUAACCUAGAGACUUUGACAACAUUUAUCAUGUUAAAACUUUUUAUAUAAAUCAUGGUGCCCUCCUUAUAAAUGGUACCUAUUUAUUUAAUGCUUUUUUUGUUAUUUCUUUCAGAUGUAUUUUACUUUACAAAGAUCCUGUGUGUUUUUAAGAAUAUUCUUACAGAUUUCAUCAUUUUAUUACCAUUAUUAAUGUAAUCCUUUCCAUUUAUAAUUUAGCCUAGUUUUGGUAUACAUAAAGGCUAAAUAAAGUCUUUUUAUGUUAAUUUUCUACUUAUCCACCAGACAUCAUUUUUUUAAUCUGAAAUAGUAUUUCAGCUACACAGUCCUGUCAUCUGCAAACAUUGAUAAGUAACCUUUGUUCCAGUUUGCAUACUUUGUGUCUAGUUUGAAUUGUCUCAUACUUCUGAUCUUAAAUAACAAUGGCUAUAAAUGAAACAGGUUGGAAUACAUACAUUCAGUCAUAUUAAGGACUAUCCAUUGAUCCCAGUUUUAAACAGGUUUUAAGAAUGCUUGUUGAAUUUUAUCAUGUCUUUUCAUCAUCUGGGAUACUCAUCACCCUCCUCCUCCAAUCCUAAUAUGAUGAAUUUUGAUGAUAUAUUUUGUAAUAUUAAACCAUCCUCAUCCUUGCAUCCCUGAGAUAAACUCUACUUGGCCAUGUGUAUUUUUUAAUUUGUGGCUAGCUUAUGUUUCCUAUUUUAUUUAUUUGUAUUCAUCAGUGAAAUUAACGUUUCCUAUUUUAUUUGCAGUAUUGUUGUGAGAUAAGUCUAUAGAUGUAUAUAUGUAUGUGCACAUGUUGUCUUUGAGAAAAUUUGUAUUAAUGUCAUGCUAGUGCAUAAAAUUUUCCUGCUUUGCUAUUCUUCAAAACAUUUUAAAAACUUUGGCAUUUUGGGGACCUUAAAAUUUCAGUGAAAUUAUCUGGUUUUGGUAGAUAGUUGGCAAAUAGCUCUUCAACAAAACUUUUUUUUCCUGUAGUAAUUGGUCUGUGUAGUUUUUGUAUCUUAUGUAUCAGGAACCACCCCUUUCAUAUUUUCAUAUUUAUUUGUUAUUGUUGAGCAAAGUUAUCCCUUUGUGUAUAUGACUCUUUUCUCCUCAUAUAUUUUGAUUUCUCCCUCAUUUCUUAAGAUAACUAAAUUAGCCAGGUGUGGUGACACAUGCCCAUAGUUCCAGGUACUCAGGAGACAGGUGAGUUGGCUUGAGCCCCGCCUGGGCAACACAACAAGACCCUGUCUCAAAAUAAAGAAACAGCUAACAAGGGACCUAUUUGUGUAUAUGUGUGUGCAUGGUGUUUUGUUUCCCUUCAAGGGCCAUUCCUUGUAUAUCACUAUUGUGUAAUUUUUUUAUUUAUUUUUUUUGCUUUUUAAUUAGUUGAUUUCCACUUCAAUAAAUUUCCUACUUUUUCGUUUCUGUUA